This is a messenger RNA of Oxyura jamaicensis (ruddy duck), 977 nucleotides long. Its product is annotated as olfactory receptor 14J1-like. Lineage: Eukaryota; Metazoa; Chordata; Aves; Anseriformes; Anatidae. Bases 63 to 977 code for a protein of 304 amino acids. Gene Ontology annotation, molecular function: olfactory receptor activity; G protein-coupled receptor activity. The record is from RefSeq and is a predicted model, not a curated record. The transcript is spliced from 2 exons. Gene Ontology annotation, cellular component: membrane. Gene Ontology annotation, biological process: G protein-coupled receptor signaling pathway.
GCCGGCUGCUGGGAGAUUGUCUGGGCAUCGGUCAGCGGGUGGAUCUUGUCCAAUGUCAACAAAUGCCCAACAUCAGCUCUGUGAGCGACUUCCUCCUGCUGGCAUUCGCAGACACGCGGGAGCUGCAGCUCCUGCACUUUGCGCUCUUUCUGGGCAUCUACCUGGCUGCCCUCCUGGGCAACGGCCUCAUCAUCACUGCCGUAGCCUGCAACCACCACCUCCACACCCCCAUGUACUUCUUCCUCCUCAACCUCGCCCUCCUCGACCUGGGCUGCAUCUCUACCACUCUCCCCAAAGCCAUGGCCAAUGCCCUCUGGAAUACCAGGGCCAUCUCCCAUCAAGGAUGUGCUGCACAACUCUUUUUUGUUGCUUUCUUCUUUGAAGCUGAGAUUUCCCUUCUCACCAUCAUGUCCUACGACCGCUACAUUGCCAUCUUCAAGCCCCUGCACUAUGGGAGCCUCUUGGGCAGCAGAGCUUGUGCCCAGAUGGCAGCAGCUGCCUGGGGCAGUGGCUUUCUCCAUGCUGUGCCUCACACGGCCAAUACAUUUUCCCUGCCCCUCUGCCAAGGCAAUGCUGUGGACCAGUUCUUCUGUGAGAUCCCCCAGAUCCUCAAGCUCUCCUGCUCAGAUGCCUACCUGAGGGAAGUUGGAGUACUUGUUUUCAGUGUUUUUUUAGGUUUUUGUUAUUUUCUUUCCAUCGUGUUGUCCUAUGUGCAGAUCUUCAGGGCAGUGCUGAGGAUGCCCUCUGAGCAGGGCCGGCACAAAGUAUUUUUCACGUGCCUCCCUCACCUGGCCGUGGUCUCCCUGUUUGUUAGCACUGCCAUGUUUGCUUACUUGAAGCCCCCCUCCAUCUCUUCGCCAUCACUGGACCUUGUGGUGGCAGUUCUAUACUCGGUGGUGCCUCCAGUAGUGAACCCCCUCAUCUACAGCAUGAGGAACCAGGACCUCAAAGAGGCAGUGAAGAAACUCUUUGGAUAA